GUUUUUGACUAUACCCCAUCUUCAUUUUCAUCCAAUUCAUUAAUUCAUUCAUCACUAAUUCAACUAUACAAUAUAUAAAUAAAUAAAUAAAAUAAAAAUUAGCAGUCAUUAAUGCAGCACAUGCAUCUAUUAUUACAUAAACAACUCAUCCCAAAUUUAUUACUACCAAUAAUAUUUUUACGCUAUCUACCACUCCCAUCACUAUAAUAUCAUAGAAGAUUCCUUUCAAAUUGUCUUACAAAGAUUCAUUGCAUCAAAAUCCCCCCACACACAUUUUCUUCUAACACAAUAUUUCCAUGUAAUAAUAAAAAUAAAAGAUAAAAAAAAGAGAGAAAAAAAUGGAAGAAGAAUCCUCAGAUCAAAUCACAGCCCCUCUAAUAUCAAAGGAGGAAGAUCGCAGCGGUGAAUCGAGCAGCAGCAGCAGCAGCUCAAAUGAAAUCAACGGCGAGAAUUCACCGAUCGAGCAGGUGGCCCUCACGGUAUCGACCGCAGACGAUCCCAGCCUCCCAGUGCUCACAUUCAGAAUGUGGUUCCUGGGCACGCUGUCGUGCGUCCUCCUCUCCUUCCUCAACCAGUUCUUCUGGUACCGUACGGAGCCGCUCUCCAUCACCGCCAUCUCCGCCCAGAUCGCCGUCGUCCCCCUCGGCCAGCUCAUGGCGGCGAGGAUCACCGACCGCUCGUUCUUCCGAGGGUCGCGAUUCGAGUUCACGCUCAACCCUGGGCCGUUCAACGUGAAGGAGCACGUGCUCAUCACCAUCUUCGCCAACUCCGGCGCCGGCACGGUCUACGCCAUUCACGUGGUGACAGCUGUCAAGAUCUUCUACAAGCAGCACAUCAGCUUCUUCGUUUCCCUCAUUGUCGUUAUCACCACACAGGUGUUGGGGUUUGGAUGGGCUGGUAUAUACAGAAGGUAUCUUGUGGAGCCAGCUGCUAUGUGGUGGCCUGCCAAUUUAGUACAAGUCUCACUCUUCAGGGCUCUCCACGAGAAAGACGAACGGGCGAAAGGCGGUGUGACGCGAACGCAGUUCUUCAUCAUCGCCUUCAUUACUAGCUUCGCAUACUACAUAUUCCCGGGCUAUCUUUUCGAAAUGUUGACCUCACUCUCAUGGAUAUGUUGGGUCUUUCCCAAAUCGGUUCUAGCCCAACAACUCGGUUCGGGCCUAAGCGGGCUUGGCAUAGGAGCCAUCGGGCUCGAUUGGUCAACCAUUUCGUCCUACCUAGGAAGCCCGUUAGCCAGCCCGUGGUUCGCAACCGCCAAUGUGGCGGUCGGAUUUUUCUUUGUUAUGUACGUUGUGACUCCACUUAGCUAUUGGUUCAACAUCUAUGACGCCAAAACUUUCCCUAUAUUUUCCGACGAUUUAUUCACUAGCUCGGGGCAAAUAUACGAUAUUUCUAGCAUCGUUGAUUCGAAUUUCCACCUUGACAACGCUGCCUAUGAGCGUGAAGGGCCUCUUCAUCUUAGCACGUUUUUCGCUAUGACAUAUGGGGUGGGAUUCGCCGCGUUGAGCGCCACGAUAAUGCAUGUGCUUCUCUUUCACGGAAGAGAAAUAUGGGAGCAGAGCAAAUCGAGUUUUAGUGAAAAGAAAAUGGACAUACACACGAAACUGAUGAGCAAGUAUAGACAAGUACCCGAGUGGUGGUUUUGGGCGAUUCUCGUGGUAAAUAUUGCACUAACUAUCUUUGCAUGCGAGUAUUACAAGGAGCAACUUCAAUUGCCGUGGUGGGGUGUCGUGUUAGCAUGCGUAAUCGCCAUUUUCUUUACCCUCCCGAUCGGAAUCAUUACCGCCAUUACUAACCAGUCACCGGGAUUGAACAUCAUCACGGAGUAUAUAAUCGGAUACAUUUAUCCCGGAUAUCCGGUGGCGAACAUGUGCUUCAAGGUAUAUGGAUACAUAAGCAUGACGCAGGCGAUUACGUUCCUUCAAGACUUCAAACUCGGGCAUUACAUGAAAAUUCCUCCAAGAACAAUGUUCAUGGCACAGGUCGGUAUUCGAAUCCAAACUCAAUUGAAGUCGGUUUUCCUGCUUUUUUUUUUAACUUAUUGCGACACAUCCUCCGAUACCGUGUGGACUUGCCCGGGCGAUCACGUCUUCUACGAUGCGUCAGUGAUUUGGGGCUUGAUCGGCCCGCGAAAGAUUUUCGGGGACCAAGGAACUUACGGAAUGGUCAAUUGGUUCUUCUUGGGGGGGGCCGUGGCCCCCCUACUAGUAUGGUUGGCCACGAAGGCCUUCCCGAACCAGGAGUGGAUCCGACUGAUCAACAUGCCGGUCUUGAUAGGGGCUACCGGCUCGAUGCCGCCCGCAACCGCCGUGAAUUACACGACGUGGAUUAUCGUGGGGUUUUUGUCGGGGUUUGUUGUGUAUAGAUAUAGGCCCGAUUUGUGGGGCCGGUAUAACUACGUGUUGUCGGGGGCGUUGGAUGCGGGGCUUGCGUUCAUGGGGGUGGUUUUGUACAUGUGUUUGGGGGUGGAGAAUAUUGGUGUGGAUUGGUGGGGGAAUAAUCUUGAUGGCUGCACUUAUGCUUCUUGCCCUACGGCUAAAGGGGUGGUGUUUGAAGGAUGCCCCGUCGUGUCUUAG
This is a messenger RNA of Erythranthe guttata (spotted monkey flower), 2576 nucleotides long. NCBI's taxonomy places the organism in Eukaryota, Viridiplantae, Streptophyta, Magnoliopsida, Lamiales, Phrymaceae. The record is from RefSeq and is a predicted model, not a curated record.